Messenger RNA from Linum trigynum, 1215 nucleotides. NCBI's taxonomy places the organism in Eukaryota, Viridiplantae, Streptophyta, Magnoliopsida, Malpighiales, Linaceae. The record is from the annotation of a GenBank genome assembly.
GCUAAUUCCAUUUUCUCUGCGAUUUCUCUCUUCACCUUCGUUUCCAGCUAUCCUCCGUUCCGUACUCCCCCCUUUCACCAGCUGCUUCCCCCAGCCGAUUCCGUCGCCGGCGACUCCUACGUCAGGUAGUUAGGCUCUCUGCGAACUCCCCUGCCGUCGGAAUAUUGUAUUUAUACGUGAUUCUUGCUUUAUUCUUGUAAUUCUGAUCUCUGAUUCGUUUCCAGCCAUCCUCCGUUCCGUAUCUCCCCCUUUCUCAAGGCAAUCUCGGCGCCGGCGGCUCCUACCUCAGGUAGUUAUGCUCUGUAUGAACACUCCGCCGUCAGAAUAUAGUAAUUAUACUGCGAUUCUUGCUUCAUUCCUGGAAUUCAGAUCCCCGGUAUACUUUCUUUGUCAGUCGAUUUCAGUAAUGGCUCAAGAUAUGGACGUUAAAGUAGCGCUGAGGACCGUCGAGAACCGAAACGAUAAGCUGCGAGCAAUAAACCGCGAGAUCGUCGAAGUCACGUGGGCGGCCGAAUUCGGGACCGAAGCUCUGGCUCUGGGAUCAGCGGAGAAUAAGCUCGCAAAUCUCAGCGCGAGCAAGAAUCUGACCGUCGGAGAUCUGGAGAAGACCAAGAAAAGGAGUGACGAGCUGCUGCUGCCUAAGAUCGGCGAUUGUGCCACUGAUCGAAGCCGAUGACGUGGCACGGAUCGAGGCGGAGAUCGGCGAGGCCAUAGCGGAGAAGGAAAAAGCCACGGAAGAUCUGAGGCUUGUAAAGGUGAGGCUCUCCUCCCUCCACAAGAAGAAGUAUCUGGCGGUUGAUGAUCUGAAAAAGGCAGCGGAAAAGCACAAGGAAUUGGUCAUCGCCAACGCGAAAAAGGGAGUGCUGGUUGAACCUCCUUCCCCUCCUUCUGCGGGCAGCGUCUUUGUGGGCGAUCAGCAGCCAAGCGGUUGUUUGUUUGCUAUCAGUCUCUAAUGUAGGAAAAAGUUUAUCACUUGGUAGAACAUUUGCAUUUCAUGAAAUUCCUUCUCGAUCAAAAUUGGGUAUCUCUGUAUAUCUUCAGUAGCUUGAUCUGGUUCAAAUAUUGUACAACAACAGUUUUGCUUAUUGAGGGGUCGUUUGGAUGGUACAAUUAUGCAAUGAGUCAAUUGGGGAGAAUGACAAGUGGGGGAACCAGAAAUUUUACAUAGGGAUGUCCUAUUUUAAAAAAUAAAUUAAAUAAAAAUAAAUUAAAUAA